Molecule: messenger RNA, 535 nt
Organism: Myzus persicae (green peach aphid)
Lineage: Eukaryota; Metazoa; Arthropoda; Insecta; Hemiptera; Aphididae
Gene: ubl
Product: ubiquitin-like protein 5
Exons: 3
Coding region: 227-448 (73 amino acids)
Biological process (GO): mRNA splicing, via spliceosome; protein modification process
Cellular component (GO): nucleus; cytoplasm
Molecular function (GO): protein binding; protein tag activity
Source: RefSeq, a predicted model, not a curated record
CAGUUAUAAAAUAAUUAUCAGGGUACAUAUAUCUUGCUUCUUGGUAAUUGCUUUGGUAAUUGACAUUCCUGUCAUUCAAAAGAACUAAGAAGUUUUUAAUAUUUAUGUGUGUUGUAUAACUAUUGUUUUUACUUAAUAGUAUUUACAAUUGUGAUUGUUACAUUUUUGGGAUAAAUUAAUUUACAUCCGUGUUUCAAAGGUAAAGGAUCUUUCAAUAUAACUCAAAAUGAUUGAAAUCACUUGUAAUGAUAGAUUAGGAAAAAAAGUCAGAGUAAAAUGUAAUCCUGAAGAUACAAUUGGUGAUUUAAAAAAAUUAAUCGCGGCUCAAACAGGAACUAAAUGGGAAAAGAUAAUUUUGAAGAAAUGGUACACAAUUUUCAAAGACCAUAUUAGACUCGGAGAUUAUGAAAUUCAUGAUGGCAUGAACAUAGAACUCUACUAUCAAUGAAUUUAUGUAGCAGAAACAGACUGUACAUUUUUUUUUUUACUUAAUACAUAAUAUAAUUUAACUAAUAAAGAUAACUUUUUAAAAUAA